Molecule: messenger RNA, 1421 nt
Organism: Psammomys obesus (fat sand rat)
Lineage: Eukaryota; Metazoa; Chordata; Mammalia; Rodentia; Muridae
Gene: Chit1
Product: chitinase 1
Exons: 11
Coding region: 27-1421 (464 amino acids)
Biological process (GO): carbohydrate metabolic process; chitin catabolic process
Cellular component (GO): extracellular region
Molecular function (GO): chitin binding; chitinase activity
Source: RefSeq, a predicted model, not a curated record
AGCCGACAGCUGCCAGAGUCAGCAUCAUGGUACAGUCCACGGCCUGGGCAGGUGUGAUGACUCUGCUGAUGGUCCAGUGGGGCUCUGCUGCAAAACUGAUCUGCUACUUCACCAACUGGGCCCAGUACCGGACGGGGGCAGCUCGAUUCUUACCCAGGGAUGUGGACCCCAACUUGUGUACCCACCUCAUCUAUGCUUUUGCCGGCAUGAAAAAUCACCAGCUCAGCCCUGUAGAGUGGAAUGACCAACUUCUCUACCAGGAGUUGAACAGCCUAAAGAGGAUGAACCCCAAGCUCAAGACUCUGUUAGCCAUCGGGGGCUGGAACUUUGGUACCCAGAAGUUCACAGAUAUGGUGGCCAUGGCCAGCAACCAGAAGACCUUCGUUAACUCAGCCACAAGGUUCCUGCGCACUCAGGGUUUUGAUGGCCUUGACCUUGACUGGGAGUACCCAGGAAGCCGUGGGAGCCCGGCAGUAGACAAAGAGAGAUUCACAGCCCUGCUACACGACUUAGCUAAGGCCUUCCAGGAGGAAGCCCAGGCCUCAGGGAAGGAACGGCUCCUUCUGAGUGCAGCUGUGGCGGCUGGGCAAGGCCAUGUGAAUGCUGGCUAUGAGGUGGACAAGAUUGCACUGAGCUUGGAUUUCAUCAGCCUUAUGGCCUAUGACUUCUAUGGCUCCUGGGGAAAGACCACAGGACAUCACAGCCCCCUCUACAAAAGGCAAGAAGAGAGUGGGAAAGAUGCUGAGCUCAAUGUGGAUGCUGCUGUGCAACUCUGGCUACAGAAGGGGACCCCUGCCAGCAAACUGAUCCUUGGCAUGCCCACCUACGGACGUUCCUUCACCCUGGCCUCCUCAUCAGACAGCAGAGUUGGGGCCCCAUCCACAGGGCCUGGUUCCCCAGGCCCCUAUAUUAGGGAAGGAGGGAUACUGGCUUACUUUGAGGUCUGCUCCUGGAAAGGAAAACACAGAAUCAAGGACCAGAAAGUGCCUUAUGCCUUCCAGGGUAACCAGUGGGUGGGAUUUGAUGACGUGGAAAGCUUCAGAGCCAAGGUCAGCUACCUGAAACAGAAGGGGCUAGGAGGGGCCAUGGUCUGGGCCUUGGACUUCGAUGACUUCACUGGUUCCUUCUGCAACCAGGGCCAGUACCCUCUCAUCAGGACACUGCAGCAGGAGCUGGGUCUUUCAUCCGUGCCUACAAGAAGCCCAGAACAGGAAGUACCAGGGCCACAACAGCCUUCUGAGCCCGAGCAGGGACUCAGCCCAGGGCUAGACACCUUUUGUCAAGGCAAAGCUGAUGGGCUGUACCCCAACCCUGGAGAAAAGUCCAGCUACCUCAGCUGUGCAGGGGGCCGGCUCUUCCAGCAGAGCUGUCCCCCAGACCUGGUGUUCAGUGUCUCUUGCAAGUGCUGUACCUGGGGUUGA